CUCCUCUCCUCUUGUGUUUUGUUUUUCACUCGCUGAGUCGUUUUCUCUCCAAUCCGAUCAACUCAGAGAGAGGAACCUAUUUGACCCCAAUUAUUUACCCUCAUCUUUUAUUUCAUUGUCUCCUUUCUUCCUCUUCUCUCCACACCCCCCAAGAAACGACAACGUUUCCAUCAAACACCCCAGUCAGACGCUUCCCUUCGUCGUCCUUCCCUUAAAACCGAUUUUGGAACUUUAGAUUUCAAAUUUAAAAAAUCAAAAACCCUAAUUUCGAUCUCUCGAUGGCUUCCCCCUCCUCCGACGCCGACGAUGCGUCAUCUCCGGCCACGGAAACCGAAAUUCCCGCGGAGGAGACUGCGACGCUCGGGAGAAGGACGAGGCCGUCGCGCGCUUGCACUGUUCGCGCGCAGCAGAGGCUUCAGGAGCAGCAAGAGGCGGAGAGGAAGCUCAGGUUGCCGAAGAAGGAGAAUAAACGGGAGAAUCAUCGACGACGGAAGGAAGAGGUUGAGGAGGAGGAGGAAGACGAUCACGAGGACGAGGAGGAGGAGGAGGACGGAGAUGGAGAUGAUGAUGUUAAGAGGCAAUGCGUUAAAAGCAAGAUCGUUACUUCUCUUGUUCAGCCACCGGAGGCUUCGCAGAUGCCGAGGUGGAAUCUUAGGUCUAUGUGGGAGCUUGCUUCUGUGCUCAAUUUCUUGCAUGUAUUUAGGCCGCUUUUGAAGAUCAAUGCGGAGUUUUCAGCGGAGGAGUUUGAGACGGCUUUGCUGAAUCCUAACGAUACUUUGAGUGACAUUCAUAUUCCUCUCUUAAAGGCCAUUCCUCCUGUAACUCGAAUGGCUCUCACUCGUGAUACCUGGGUCACUGUCUUGUGCAGGAAAAUAAGAGAUUGCUGGCAUUGGGUUGCAGAAGGGGAUCUUCCUAUUGUUGCCUCGCAAGGGCGAGAGAUUGAAGCGUACAAAUCUCUUGAUCCGGCCAUUCGUGUGGUGAUUUUGAAAGCUUUAUGUGAUAUUCGUGUUGAGCAAGAUGAUAUUAAGAGCUACAUUGACAACUCUAUUAAAACUGGUGUUCAUCUGUCAACUUUUCGCAAAGACCGCGUUGGGGGUGAUUCACAUGGAGUUAAUUUUUGGUAUGAGGAUGAUUCCUUAAUUGGUCAUCGUUUAUAUCGGGAAAUAAGGAAGGCAGAGAUGGUUAAGGUCAAAACGAAGGGUUCUAAGAUUCUUCCUAACGUAACAUACCAUUGGGAAACCGUUGCCACAAAUUUCGAUGAAUUCCAAGAUGUUUCUGAAAAACUUAAUUCAAGUAGUAGUAGAAUUGAAGUUUCUCUGGGAAAGAAGUUAACGAGAGAUAUGCUUCCUGAGAUAGAAAAAGAACACACGAGGAAAGAGAAAUUGUUGAAAAAGCAACAUAGACAGGCUCUUCUCCUUGAUAACUACUUGGUUGCUGACGGUCUUGGUGGUGGCCGUUCUCUCCGUGAUCGGAAGCCAGUUAGAUACACUUUUGAUGAUUAUGAUAGGUCUAUAAACGAAGCUAUCAAAAUAACAACGAAGAAUCAUCCAUCACAAGAACCGUUUUUGCACAGAAGAGAAUCAUCUAGAUUGGACUCUCUUAUGAAUGGCAGAUCAACAAGUUCAAGUCACCCUACUGACCCUGUGAACGAUACAGUAUCUGGUAGCUCCUCUGAUUUUGCUGAUGGUGAUGAGUUCGAUGAGCAGAGAGAUGAAUCGUUGGACAGAAGUAACAGGCGCAGACAACGGCCCCAGCGGUAUUCAGCAACGGACUUUGUUGAAACUGUUUCAGACAAUCAUGUAGAGUCUGGAAGCGAUGAUGACAUUGUUGGGGAAGCAGUUUAUGAUGACGAAUAUCUGAGGAAGCGUAAACAGAAGAAUUAUUUUAGUGGUUCUGAGGGAGAGGGAGAGGAAGAGAAAGGAGAUGAAGAGUACAAAUGGGAUGAAGACAAUGCUGAGUACGAGGAAGAAGAAGAAGAAGAAGAGGAAGAUUCUCCAAGUGCUAGCGAAGAAGAUAGUGAUGAACCCCGAAGGGUUAGGAAAAUGCCACGGAGAGAAACCAAGUUAAAAUCAAGGUCAAAUGGUUUCCGACCAGGCUUGAGGCGUAGUAAAAGAGCCACAAGAAUCGAUUACCAACAAUAUGAGCUCUCGGAAUCAGACAAUGAAGCAGCAGGAGCAGCAAAACGUAAGCGAUUGGUUGAGCCAGAGCCAGAUGAAGAUGAAGAUUCUGAUGAAUCAGGGAAUGGAGAUUUCACAAUGGGAAGUGAUGACUCUGAAGAAAAUGCAGAUGACCUAGGAACAAACUCUGCUGAAGAAGAAGUAGAAGAAAAAGAAGAGCCCAGAGAGGUCAAUGAUAAUACCGGGACCACAAAUGGUACAGAGUAUAAUCAAAUGAACAAUUCGAAUGGCACAGACCAAGAAGAAGUUGAGGGUGUAUCAGGCAAAAGGCAUUACCUCGACCUCAACGAGCUUGCUCCUGUAUCCGGUUUUGAUGAUGGUCCAAGUACAGUAUUGAAGGACGAUGAUAAGACAGACAAUUCAUAGACAAAGACUCUCUGUUUAUUUCUGGCAUAAACACCUUCCAGAGAGAAGUUAAAAGAGAUACUCCAUCUGCUGUUUCUGCAUUCAGUCAUAUCUGCCUUGUUGUUUAAAAGUUAAUUUCGGCUGAGAUAAGUGAAGUGGAGAAUGAUGGAGAGGCCUAAGAAGAGAUAUGUGUACUAGAUUAGGUUAGUUAUUUUUUUCUUACUCUGAAAGAGAAACAAUGAAGAGGUGAAGCAGAGAUUCCUAAGAACGGUUUAAUGUUAUGGGAUUAUUGUUAGUGUACAAUUAUCUUUUUGGAUUUUUAACCGAAAAACCUCAAAUUAAGUUUAUUUAAUGUAUUAAACCUUCUGUCUACAGUUUACAUCAAAAUGAC
Molecule: messenger RNA, 2913 nt
Organism: Eruca vesicaria subsp. sativa (arugula)
Lineage: Eukaryota; Viridiplantae; Streptophyta; Magnoliopsida; Brassicales; Brassicaceae
Source: the annotation of a GenBank genome assembly